Coregonus clupeaformis (lake whitefish) is the source of this 1128-nucleotide messenger RNA. RefSeq names its product hemicentin-2-like. Bases 1 to 1128 code for a protein of 375 amino acids. Lineage: Eukaryota; Metazoa; Chordata; Actinopteri; Salmoniformes; Salmonidae. The transcript has 6 exons. The record is from RefSeq and is a predicted model, not a curated record. Gene Ontology annotation, molecular function: transmembrane signaling receptor activity. Gene Ontology annotation, biological process: cell surface receptor signaling pathway.
AUGGAUGUCAUAGACUCCCUCAGUAGGAAGCAUGAAUAUGAGAUCAGUGAGGUUAAGAUUUCAGACAGUGGUGACUACUGGUGUCUGGCUACACAUAUUGAUCAGAAGAAGCAUUCUGAGUGGAGUGAUGCAGUCAGACUGACGGUGACAGAGAGACCUGUGGCUGUUCUGACCCUCCAACCCAACUGGCCCCACGUAUUCAGCGGAGAGACUAACAAACAUUUUAAUUGUGUCAUCUCCUUUAUAACAAAUAAACCCCAAGCUGUCCUGAGUGUCUCUCCUCAGUGGCUGAACCCUGGAGACUCAGUUACUCUGAGCUGUGGGGUUAAAGAGUCAUCUACAGGCUGGAGGUUCUUCUGGUACCGAACUGUUCCCUACAGAGCUGGGUUACCCUCCCUAUUGGACAGAUCCUACUCUGUAGAGCCUCUAUCUGGCAAUGGGACUACUGAAGACUCCUACACUCUGAUCCCUGCUGGUCCUAAUCACACAGGAGGAUAUGUGUGUACAGCUGGGAGAGGACACCCAGUCUAUUACACACUCUACAGUGAACCUCAGUUUCUCUGUGUGUCAGACCUGCAUCCUUCAGUGUCUCUCAGAAUAAGACCCAACAGAACUCAAUACUUUACAUCAAAGUCUCUCUCACUGAGCUGUGAGGAGAAGGGGAACUCUACUGGAUGGAGACUGAAGAGAUACAGAGAGAGAGGAGUGGAGUCAGGGUGUGGCUUUAACUGGGGAUCAAUGGCAGGGUCCACAUGUACCAUCAGGUCCACACUUGAAAAGGACAGUGGAGUGUACUGGUGUGAGUCUGCAUCAGGAGAGUACAGUAAUGCUGUCAACAUCACAGUGGAUGGUGGUGCUGUGAUCCUGGAGAGCCCUGCCUAUCCCAUGACUGAGGGAGACUCUGUGACUCUGCUCUGUACAAAUAGAUAUCAGGAAACAAACCCAAACCCCAAGGUUGAUUUCUACAAAGAUGGAGAACUCAUCAGGAAUGAGACCACAGGAGGGAUGACCAUCCCUGCAGUAUCCAAGUCAGAUGAAGGCUUCUAUAAGUAUACAUCUAAUGAAGGAGAAUCACCAGAGAGCUGGGUGACUGUGAGAGUUUUUCUGUGUUACUGUGAAGAGGCGUGA